AUGGAGCUACUAGCCAUAGCAGGUCUGCUCUGGGCCAUUAGCAAGGCUUUAAUCACAGCAUCAUGGGCAGCAUUGAAAGCGCCCAUGAUAGGCCCUCGCGGUGGCGCAACAGCCACGAAGCACAUAGUCGCCAUGGCCGUGCGGACAUUCUUCGAAACUGUCACGAUAGACCAGUUCCGGUAUGCUUAUUCUCCUGAGACCUCCGCUCGGCUUCUCGAAGCGUGGGCACGUCGCACAAACACGACCCUAAAGACCGUCAAGCUGCCUGACGGAACCACCGCGUUCUGGCUAGGCAAUCCAGACGCCGAGCGACUGCUCCUCCAUUUGCCAGGCGGCGCAUACUGA
Messenger RNA from Aspergillus vadensis CBS 113365, 345 nucleotides. RefSeq lists its product as uncharacterized. The coding region runs from base 1 to 345 and encodes 114 amino acids. The transcript has 3 exons. NCBI's taxonomy places the organism in Eukaryota, Fungi, Ascomycota, Eurotiomycetes, Eurotiales, Aspergillaceae. The record is from RefSeq and is a predicted model, not a curated record.